Molecule: messenger RNA, 1398 nt
Organism: Talaromyces atroroseus
Lineage: Eukaryota; Fungi; Ascomycota; Eurotiomycetes; Eurotiales; Trichocomaceae
Exons: 2
Coding region: 1-1398 (465 amino acids)
Biological process (GO): anaphase-promoting complex-dependent catabolic process
Cellular component (GO): anaphase-promoting complex
Source: RefSeq, a predicted model, not a curated record
AUGUUGUCUCUCCCUCUCGUCGCGCCUCGCGAUUCACACGAACUCUGGUUCGGCUCCUACCGCUCUCCCUCUAGAAUAGGAGGCAGCAGCAACAACAACAACAGCGCAGAUCGACGCCAACUACACAACGGCAGUAAUAGCCUCCACUCACAUGGCCACAGUCACAAUGGCGGCCAACAACAGCAAUACACACCAUCAACCCGCGCCCUUCUCUCCUCGGCCACCCCGUCCGAUAGUCUGGCGUUAUUACAACUUGAAGAACGGGCGUUGCGCCUCCGAAAAGAAAACAUUGCCUCCUUUGGCUGCGCCUGGAUAAAGCCCGCGGGGUGUCCCAAGACAAUGCUGGGAAUGAGAGAAGAAGAGGCGGAACGGGAAGAGGGUCUUGCCGCGGCAACGCAGGAAUUGAAUGUUGCUGCUAUGGCUGCGGCGGCGGGCGCCAUGGCCGGGGAUAAUAUGGAUGCGUUUGGGGACCCGUCAUUGCAACAGCAGCAGAUGGGAGUCGGGGACGGUGAUACGAGGGAUGGCGGUGGUGGGGAUGGAAUUGAUGCGGAUGAACUUGAGCGCGAUCUGGAUGAUGAUAUUCCUGAGGCGGAUGAUGGUUUUGGGGAUGAUGAUGACGAUGAGGAGGAGGGUCUGGUUGAGGAGGGUGAGGAGGGAUAUGAGGAGGAUGGGGAUGUGGAUGAAGAGCUUAUGGAACGGGAUUUAGAUGAUGAUAUACCGGAAGGGUUUCCGGAGGAUGACGACGAUGACGACGAUGAUCAAAAUGAGGAUGAGGAUCAGUUUGAUGAAGAAGAUGAACAUGGAUAUGAUAAUGAUGGCUCGGGUGGGGGCAUAAUGAUACGCGAUUUGGACGAGGAUAUCCCGGAAGCAGGGGAUUUGGAAGAUGAAGAUAUGGAUGAGGAACAAGACGAGGGAGAAUGGCAACAUACAGAUUCCGAUGAUGACUCGGACUUGGAUGACGAUGAUGACGACGACACACACGAUCCAUAUGCAGAGCAUAUUCGCGGAGGAGUGGUCGAUGUCGGCAUCACAGCCAACACCCAAACACCAGGGAGCGCCAACACCAAUACAGCAACGUCCGGACGACGCCGGCAACAUCAAUACCAACUUGAUAGUAGUCGUCGCCGUCAACCAACACUACCGCCCCCACCGUCAACGACCACACGACGAACCCGCGAGACAGAAGCACAGCGACGCUUUUUGCAGCGCUGGAGCGGAGGCGGCAUUGACUCAGACGCAGACGUUUUCGACACGAGUGCCAUUACCAUGGAUGAUGAGGAUGAUGAUGACUUGCGAGCUUCGAUUAUGGAACGUGCACACAGCGGACGUCCCCGACAGAGUCAGGGCAGGUUUAGUCGGUUCAUGGGACGGGGUGGGCCGAGGGAUAGUCUUGAUUAA